AUUUAAGAGGAUGAGACAUUCGGCAACACCCUUAAUGGAGUAAGCAGUGAAAAUGUUGUUGGGAUUUGCAACGGUGUUUUGUAUACUAGUUGCUGCAAUAGCUAAUGAUAAUGCCAGGAAAUGCACGCGUCUCAACUGUCCAAGUGAAGGAGGGUGUGUUAAACAGAAACUGAAACAACUUCAAACAAAGUGUGAUGAUAAAGAUGAGAAAAUUGCUAAUUUGACACUCCGACUUGAACAGCUUGAAUCAGGUGAUAUGUCCAAUGGAGUUGUUGCAAAUAUGAUGCGACGAAUUGAACAACUGGAAGUAUCGCAAGGUUCUAAUGUUCAAGAAGAGCUAAUGAAAAAGGAUGAGCAAAUUGCCAACUUAACAAAUCGCCUCGAGGAAGUUGAAGCAGUUCUCUACGAACUGCUCUCCAAUGCCACGCCACGUACAACACCGACAGAUGAAGACAGUUCAAGAGUUCCAUCAGAAAAAUCAGUUCGUCAAAUAAUUAGUUCCUCUAUGAAGUACUUUUAUGAUAGGAUUGUUCGGAGUACUAAAACAGCACUAAGAGGGAUAUAUUCAGGAUUCCCAGGUGGUGAUCCGAGCAGAUUUGAUGAUGGGAACUAUAUCUGUAAUAUGAUUUGCCCAUUAUACUUUAUUGAUGAGGAAGACAUAGAACUACAAUGGGAUUCGGGGAUGGUUCUUGAAGACCAAUUAAAAUGUGUCUAUCCGGGAACAAAUGUGACGAUGACUUGGAAUGGAUUACAUAAUGUAAAUGAGUUGCAUCCGAUUGACUUUCUAUUUUGCCAAAAUUUCUCCAAUACAACGGGGCAGCAGUCUGGCCAAAAACGAUUUGUCCUGAAUGAAGAAAAUAUGUAUAACUUUGCUGAUGGCGUUGGAAAUCACUGCAUUGAUGAUAAUAUAAGGAUAACGAUAUGCGUUGUGAAUCGAACCAUCUUUCGAUAUAGGUUUCCUCCACGGAGUACAUUCAGCUAUCCUCAGCAAACCCAAAACUACACUUCGCCCUCGCCCUCUUUAUUAGAUUGUGGGGGUACUUACUAUGCACAUGCUGGAACGAUUGAGUCACCAAACUAUCCCAACAACUAUCCCAAUAAUCUACGAUGUCACUACACCAUUCGAGGAUCAAACGAACGAUUACUUAUACAUCUCAUUGAUUUUUAUACUGAAUCCUCGUAUGAUGUUCUACAGAUUUAUGAUGGCCUUUCGGACUACAAACUCAUAGAAAUACUAAGUGGGAAUGUUUCUCGACGUUCUUUUGUUACUACGGGAAGGUUUGCAUACAUGCGAUUUACUUCAGACGGCAGCACCACAAGACGUGGAUGGUCGCUUCGAUAUGAACAGUACAGCGGAAGCGGAAAUGCUACAGAGACUCCUCCUACUAAAUUUAACUCAACGACACCAGCUUUGCAGUUAACGACGGAGGCCGAUGUUUACAGUAUGCGGAGGUACAUUUGUUUCAUCAAGUGGAACAAUUACGUCACCAAACUAUCCACGCAACUAUCCGAACAAUCUGAAUUGUACAUACGUCAUCCUAUCUUACUACGGUCCUCGAACCAUACACUUCAAUGCAUUCAGAACUGAAGGAAGCUACGAUUAUCUAAGGGU
Messenger RNA from Owenia fusiformis, 1612 nucleotides. The record is from the annotation of a GenBank genome assembly. NCBI's taxonomy places the organism in Eukaryota, Metazoa, Annelida, Polychaeta, Sabellida, Oweniidae.